This is a messenger RNA of Micromonas pusilla CCMP1545, 767 nucleotides long. RefSeq lists its product as uncharacterized. Gene Ontology annotation, cellular component: cytoplasm. Bases 45 to 767 code for a protein of 240 amino acids. The transcript is spliced from 2 exons. The record is from RefSeq and is a predicted model, not a curated record. Lineage: Eukaryota; Viridiplantae; Chlorophyta; Mamiellophyceae; Mamiellales; Mamiellaceae.
AUCGAUCGCGCGCCGCGCCGCGCGCACCUCGCCCGCGCUCCGUCAUGGACGCCCUCCUCAGCGGCGGCGGCUUCGACUUCGCCGCCGCCGCGGGCUUCGCGUCGUCGCAGCAGAACGGUUUCCUCCCCGCGCACGAGGCGGAGCGCGUCGUCGAGUCGUUGAGGGAGUUCACGAUCGAAGACGUCGGAUCUCCGGCGUGGUCGUCGCAGCGGCAGUCCCUGGAGCGCCUCAACGUCCAGGCGCAUCACAACGCGGUGACGAACAGCGACGAGUUCGUGAAGGAGUUUCUCGUCUCGCACGACAAGGUGGCGACGCUCGUGCACGAGCUCCUCGUGAUCGAGGCGUGGAAGGCGAACGUUCGGUUCCCCGAGGACGCGCUCGAGGCGUCGACGACGAACAUGAACGCGUACCUCGCGUGCUACUUCGAGGCGACGCUCGUGAACUUGCUCGAGAUCGCGUUCUAUCACCAAGACGCGUGCGAGGCGGCGGGCGACGACGCGCUGUUGGAGCUGACGGACUACUGCGCGCGCGCGCUCGUGUAUCUCAACGCCGGCGCGAAGAAAGACGCCGAGGACGCGAUGCGAAAGAAGACGGCGAAGGAGCUCGUGAACCAGACCGCGGCGGAGGAGCUGAGGGAAAAAGUCAGGGACGCGCGGUUCGCGACCGCGUGCUGCGCGCUGACGGUGCUGCGGUACCUCACGGACUACGUGAACCAGGUGCCGCUGUGCGUCAUGGCGCGGCUUUUAGGCGCGUUCUCCUCGCGCUGA